Messenger RNA from Adineta steineri, 1344 nucleotides. The record is from the annotation of a GenBank genome assembly. NCBI's taxonomy places the organism in Eukaryota, Metazoa, Rotifera, Eurotatoria, Adinetida, Adinetidae.
AUGAGUUGGAGAAUUCAUUUGGAUGUUACUUCAUUCUUGCACCAUGUAAAUACAUCAAAAAUUCAAUUGAAUUUACCUAAUUUUAUUCCAAAUCUACGAAAUCGAGAAUCCAAAAUAAAAACUAUGAUUCCUCAUCAUCGUUUAAAUCGUAAACGAUCCAAUUUAGAAGAAACUAAAUCAUUGCUAACAAUCGAAAAAAAACAAAAGAUAACAGUUGAAUUGUCAAGUUUUGUUCUUGUUUGCGGUCAAAAUAUUUGCGGUCAACUUGGCCUAUCAUCAACAAUCAUCGAACGACAUAAACCGCAAUAUUUAAAAAUUACCAAUCAUUCAGAUGUCAUCGAAAAUAUUCAAUAUAUAUGUGCUGGUGCUAUGCAUUCAUGUGCUCUUACUGUCAAUGGUCAUGUUUAUACAUGGGGUUGUAAUGAUGAUGGAGCUUUAGGUCGAAUAACAGAUCAUGUUGAUGAUGAGUACACACCUGGAUUAUUUGUAUUACCUGAAGAAAUUAAUACACUCUGUGCAGGUGAUUCAUUUACAGUUGCUUUAGCAAAAUCAGGUCGAGCUUAUAUUAGUGGUUGCUUUCGAGGUAGUGAAGGUGUACUUGGUUUAUUUCAACAUAAACAAAUAGCACAACAACCAAUUCUUAUUCCACUCAAUCAAUUAAUUAAACAGAUUGCAUGUGGUGCUGAUUUUUGUCUAUUACUAACGGAAAAUGGCGAUCUUUAUUCAUUUGGUAAUAAUGAAACUGGACAGUUAGGACGUGAUGCGACUUUUUCAACAUGGUUACAACCAUGUGAAAUUCCUUGUUUUAAACAACAACAUAUAUUAAAUAUUUGGGCUGGUGGUCAUGGAUUUUUUGUUUUAACUCAUAAUCAUCUUUAUAGUUGUGGUGCUAAUAGUUUUGGACAAUUAGGUCAUUCAUUAAAACAACCUAUUUAUUCACCACUUCAAAUUAAAGAAUUUCCAUUAGUUGAUAAAAUUAUACAAAUUGCUUGCGGUCUUCAACAUACACUUAUACUUGAUUCAAUGGGAUAUGUUUAUGGUAUUGGAAGAAGUGAUGAUGGACGUUUAGGUAAUAAUCAUAUUAAUGAUGUGAUUAUACCUAAACAAAUAGAUAAACUAAUAAAUAUUGUUGAUAUUGCUGGUGGUGGUUGUGUUUCAUUUGCUAUUAAUAAUAGCGGAGAAAUUUAUUCAUUUGGUAUGGGUGAUACAUGUCAAACAGGUCAUGGAAAUAACGAUAUUUUUGUUCCAACUUUAGUCAAAGGUAAACAAUUAGAAGAACGAAAAAUUCGACAAAUAUCAGUUGGUGCUCAACAUACACUAUUUUUAGUUAGUGAAAAAUAUUAA